CUUUUUUUUCUCACUAUCAUUUGUGUUUAUUUUUAUAUUGUUUUUUGUACGAUGUCCUGUGGCGUUGGUAAUACUCAGGGCUGGUGCUUUGAUCAGUAUCCACUGUUCACCAGUCCUUUUUGCAGCCUUCUUUGGCACUUUUUUUUCUGAAUAUUUUUAUAUGUAUAAAAAACUGGAAGUUGCAAAUAAAGUUUAUUAUUAUUAUUAUUAUUAUUAUUAUUAUUAUUAUUAUUAUUAUUGCGCUCUAUAUAUAACCUUCCAUUCCAUUUAGUGGCAAUGAGUUUAAACAUACUAGAUACAUUCAACUGUUAUUCCGACUUUUAUUCCUCAUAUAUUUUAUAGAAUGAUGUUACUGGCCUUUUUUAUCUAUACAGCUCUAUACAGCUUCCAAAUUUACCCUGCAGUUAAUUUCGACUCUUCAAAUUUUGUGGUUUUGCUCUUCAACAUGACCUCUUCAACAUUUUCCAGUUGUUUUUUAUCCCGGUUCUCUCUCGCUUUGGGCAGUUCCAAGUUAACUGCGUCACUCUCCCCUAUUGUGUACAGUACCAAUGCUUCUUUAACUGACUUGACCCUGUGUAUCUUCCAUCCUAUUGUUGAGCCUUGAAAAAACUUGUAAUUGUUGAUGACUUGAUAAUUAAAAGAUUUUAUUAACAAACUCGUUACCACUUAGUACACUCAUAAAAAAUUUGCUCGUCAUUCAGUCAUUCGUUAGGGUCAUAAAUUAUUUUCUUAUAUGUAGGCAUUUUCUGUUUUCUCUGUUCCAUGUAUCGGGCGAUACCACACAACGAAGAUUUUGGAUGGACCGUGGCACCUACCCUAAACGCGAGGAUGAUGAAUUCGGGCCAGCACCUAUACUUUUAUCAUAGUCUGUAACAGACCUCUCCACUAGCCAUAUCAGGUGUAUAAACGAAAUGCAGCAACCAGUGAUGGAAGGAGGAGAGGCGUAUGAGCCCUCCGUCAGAAGUUAUGACGAUCUUUUCCCAGCUCUACCAAAAUCCACCCCUCAACAACUUAACAACUCCACCUUGGGCCAACGGGGAAGUAUCAAUAAUAAAAUGAGAGUUGGAUCAUCGACAAUCACACAAGUUUUCAUAGUUCCAUUUGAAGAGCGUAAAAUGGAUGUGCAGAAAUUCGGCGAGGGCGAAUCCAACCAUAUAUGUGGCAAUAUCAUGAAGGAAACCGGAGCCCACAUCGAAAUUUCGCAUGCAAAAGACCAAUCGCUUACGUUUUUGGUCACCGGAAAGCAAACUGAAGUUCUUGAAACACGCUUAACAUGACAGUAUUAAGGU
Psylliodes chrysocephalus is the source of this 1289-nucleotide messenger RNA. NCBI's taxonomy places the organism in Eukaryota, Metazoa, Arthropoda, Insecta, Coleoptera, Chrysomelidae. The record is from the annotation of a GenBank genome assembly.